AUGGUGAAGGAAAAAAUGCCUGGCAGUGUAGCUAGUUUCUCAUAUGGAAGCACAGACAACACAUUCUUGUCAAUGACACUCUGCUUCAAUCCUGCUAUAGAAGGAUUCUUGGCUGGAUGUAGGAAAAUCAUUGGAUUGGAUGCUUGCCAUUUGUAUGGGAAGUAUGGUGGUGUGUUACUGGUUGCAACAGGUCUAGAUGGUCAGAAUGGUUUAAUACCUCUUGGUAUAAUGGUGUGUAGGAAUGAAACCAUUGAGAACUGGAAGAUUUUUCUCAAAGACUUGAAAGCUAUACUGGGUCAAGACUUGCAUUUCACCAUUAUAUCAGACAAGCAGAAGGGGAUUAGUGAAGCUUGUGACAAAUACUUCUGCUUGGAUGAGCACAGAUUAUGUUUCAGCUUACAUGUUCAUUUCUGGAAUGCUGCCAAAUGUUACAAGAAGAGACACUAUCAGCAACACAUGGAUAAAUUAUUUGUUGAGGAUGAAAAAGCUGCACUGUAUCUCAUAGAUCAAAAACCUGAAAGCUGGUCUAGGUCUCAUUUCUCAAAUGACAGCAAGUGUGAGCACAUCAACAAUAAUUUCUCAGAGUCUUUCAAAAACAUGGCCAAGCCCUUUAGAGAUAAGCCAAUCAUUACACUUGCACAAAUGUAUAAUAAACUGGUGAUGGGUCUUUUCUUCAAGAGGAGGAAUGAAAGUGAAAACUGGCAGGAUGGUGAGAUAGUUCCAAAGGCAAUGAAGUUGAUUACAAAGAUGCAGGACUUAAAUCAUCUGUUUGAGUUAACUGGAGCUGUAAGGGGAAGGGUGUAUGAGGUCAGGAGUAUUCAUGAUGUUGUGUUUGUUGUGGAUCUUUCCAAAAAGAGUUUUAGUUGUUUGCAGUGGCAGCUGAGGGGAUUUCUCUGUCAACAUGCUAUAGUUGCUUUAACACCAUUGAGACCAAACUGGGUUGACUACUGUGACCCUGUAUACAGUGUGGAAUACUACAAAAAGACAUAUGCUCCAGAGUUUGAACCACUGUCAGCUGAAAUUGAUUGGUGUAAGAAGUGUGGAGUUUAUGGUCACUAUGCAAUAACUUGUGCUGGUGGAGAGGUUGGAAAGAAUACAAAGGGAGAAAAACCUAGAACCUGUGUUGAUGGCUCAACAUCAUCUACUCAUGUCCCUGAACCACCAAAAAGGAAGUACAAUAGAAAGAAACCGGUUGUUAGUGCUUCUGCAGGUGCAUCUACUACUGCUAAGGAUGGAAUGAAGAACCAAAACAAUUCAGAAUCUUCUAAACAAGGUGCUGCAAAAAGGGAGAAAGAGAAAGGAUUCUUCUCAACCUGCUUUCAAUCAUACUAA
This is a messenger RNA of Papaver somniferum (opium poppy), 1332 nucleotides long. RefSeq lists its product as uncharacterized. The coding region runs from base 1 to 1332 and encodes 443 amino acids. The transcript has 6 exons. The record is from RefSeq and is a predicted model, not a curated record. NCBI's taxonomy places the organism in Eukaryota, Viridiplantae, Streptophyta, Magnoliopsida, Ranunculales, Papaveraceae. Gene Ontology annotation, molecular function: zinc ion binding.